AUGUCGGCGAUAAGGAGGAUAACGAGAGAGUAUGAGCAGUUUAAAAAAGAAAAGAAGGAGUAUGAGCAGUUUAAAAAAGAAAAUAGUGAAAGCAAUUGGAAGGAUUCUACCUUGAGGUACAUUGAGAUUGUUCAGCCUAAGUCUGGAGAUUAUUUUACGUGGGAGGCGUAUCUGACGGCGCCGGAGGAUAGUGUGUACAAAGGCGGUGUUUUUAAGUUGCUUAUAUCAGUUUCAAGCGAGUAUCCUUUCAAACCGCCGAAGGUAAUAUUUAAACCGGCUAUAUAUCACCCGAAUGUUAACUCAGCAGGAGUGAUUUGUAUAGACAUUCUUGGGAAAGAAUGGUCGCCUGCGUUUACGCUGAAUAGUAUUCUUUUGUCUCUUCUUACGCUUCUUGAUGAUCCAAAUGCAGAUGAUCCCUUAGCUCCUGAGAUUGCAGAUAUGUACAAAACAAACAAAGAGGAAUAUAUACUAAGAUGCCAGGAGUCUGCUCGGAAGGCUGUGGAGAGCAAUAAGCAGGAGUCUGCUCAGAAAGCUAUAGAGAGCAAGAAACAGGAGUCUUCUUUGAAGAUUAUAGAGAGCAAGAAAUAA
Molecule: messenger RNA, 588 nt
Organism: Ordospora pajunii
Lineage: Eukaryota; Fungi; Microsporidia; Ordosporidae
Product: ubiquitin-conjugating enzyme
Exons: 1
Coding region: 1-588 (195 amino acids)
Source: RefSeq, a predicted model, not a curated record